Sparassis crispa is the source of this 2481-nucleotide messenger RNA. RefSeq lists its product with no specific name. The transcript is spliced from 11 exons. The record is from RefSeq and is a predicted model, not a curated record. Bases 1 to 2481 code for a protein of 826 amino acids. Lineage: Eukaryota; Fungi; Basidiomycota; Agaricomycetes; Polyporales; Sparassidaceae.
AUGCAGCCGUCUCAGGAGCACACCGGCCACGCCCCGUCGCGUCUCAGUGGAGUCCCUAUGUAUCACGUCCAAGACCAUAGAGUGGGGUCGCCCACCGCCCAUGUCGUCCAACAAGCCCAACCUAGCUACACAUCGUAUGCCAUCCCGCAUUCGAACACUGCUGCACUGCCCGCCAUGCAGCACCAGCACCAGCAUCAGAGUCAACCAAGCUCUGCCUAUGUCCUCCCAGCGCUGACCCAGGCGCUCGCGAAGCUUCACGACCACACCUACGAACGAUUCGAGCACGUCGAGGGGUCCAUUAAGACAGUCCUCGACAAUAUCGCAGCUGCCGAGGAGCGAGCCCGCUCCGAGACCUCUCAGCUUGCCCAGUGGAUCGAGCGGUCUCACAUCCUCCAGAUCAAGGCCGUGCAGAGCGUCCUGGGUCGCGUGCAGAAGCUCGACGGGCUCAUUGGAGGCGUGUCGGAGCCGCAGCCAGACGUGUCCGUUAAGGACCGCCUCCAACGCCUCGAGUAUGCUCUGCAGGAGCUCCUGGAAAAGACUGUUGACCCGCAAGCCCCUCCGGCAGUCUCUGAUCGCAUAGACAAGGCCGUCAACACGAGUCCACACCUCGUGGCACGAGAUCUUGUCGACAAGGGCAUCGAUCCCCAUCUUCCGAACGCCGAGAAGACGUAUAUUGACACAGGCGUAGAUGCCCCGGUCGUUAGAUUCAUGCAUGCCUCAAUCGAUGCAUGCGCCGCGAUGAUCGACGCGUCCACUGAUGCACUCACACCAGGCAAGGCCAACGCAGAAGUCGAUGCGCUCAGGCCGCUUUACUCAGAUACAGCAGUCCAUGCGCACAGCGCUGUGCACGUCGACACCGAUGUAGGCUUCCCGCAAAGAGACUCCCGAUCCCGAUCACUCUCAUAUGUCCACAUGGACUUGGCCGCGUUCGGGAAAGCUGUCCCAGUACAGACGCGUUUUCCUUCCUCUCCCUUUGCCUCUGAACCCAUGGCACCUGCCGCAUGGACAGAAAGCUCGGACACCGCAUCACCCAGUGCUGACAGCAACAAUACACCACGGCUGAAAGCAGAAAAUUUGCCGGUGUCAUCCGGUGCGCUCCCCGAGCAUCGGGCCAUUGAAGAUGACGACAGGAAGGAAGAGGGGACGUCUGCAGCUCAGCGAGAGGCCGACUCGUCCGACCCUGACCCGGACGAACUAGGGCUGUUCAAUCCAAUUGACGGCUCCCCGCAAUCAGAAGGCGUCGCAACGCCCAUUGCACUACCAGUCAUCACGCAUGCGCCCUCGUCCGCAAGCUCCAAGAGCGUGCUGAGCAGCGCCUCCCCUUCCGCGUCCGCAUUAACCUCGCCCGCUCCCGUCAGCACGUUGGACGCACCCUCGCGUUCCUCUACAGUAUCUGCGGUGAGCAGCUCGACCGUCGCCGCUGGGUCGACCGCUGCACGAGGCACCCCGUCCUCCUUAUCAAAGACACUCGCACCGUCGUCCUCCCCCCGCCUUCGGCUUCCGCUCCCGCGCAACCUCAAAUCGAUGCCCCCUUCUCCCGCGCUCUCCACGCUUUCCUCUCUAUCUAGCCUCUCCUCCUUGGCUGGGUCCCAGCCGUCCAGCUCCGCUCCAGCCAGUGUCUCCUCGCCGUCCAUCCAGCUUGCCUCUAUACCGCCUCCUGAAUCCCAGCCUCCCGAGCGUGAUGACUCGCCUGAGAUCCAGAUCAUUGAGCCACCACCAACGCAUGGCCGCGCGAAGCGCCGCGGAAAGAGCGGCAGCACCCUUAAGAAACCGCCCGCGGAGAGGCCACGCAAGAGGCGCAAGACCGACGGCGAUGCCCUGGAGAGCGUCAAGGUGGAACAGACCAAGCGGCGGGGUCGGCCGCCGAGGCACUCGACGGGUGCUCCGCGUGCAGGUGGCCGUGCGGUUCCAAGUGCAGCUAUGGCGGAUGGGAGGGCACUUGAACCUGAGGGAGAGACGCCGCCGUGUAGGUGGCCGGAGAAGGCGCGGAAUGGGGAGAUGCAGCGUGAGUUCGUGCAAUGCGAUAAUUGCGAUGCAUGGUAUCAUUUUGGGUGUGUCGGGCUCGCGGCGGGCGACCCCCGCCUCGAUCCUGAUGCAAGUUUUCAUUGUCCGCCAUGCGAAUCAUCUCGGCAGCAACGCGUACGGCGCCACGGGAUGGACAUCCGUAACCCGGGCUGCGGCCGUCCCGACUGCGACCACAAGGGUCAGGCGGAGGAGACGCACGAGUACUUCGUUGAGCGGAUCAUUGGGCGCAAGCCGCACGGGGUGACGAAUGACGAGCCGCCGGCGGAGUUUUUGUGGCUCGUAAAGUGGGACGGGUACAAGGCGGUCGCCGCGACGUGGACCCUGCCGAUUCAUCUCGGCGACUGCGCAGGGUUCAUCGACGAUUUUGAGAAUGCAGCGCUGAUUGAGGGUCAUGAUCUCGAGGACUCAUACGCGACUGUGUUGCUGAAUGAGGCAGCGGCUGUGGGGUGGUGGUGA